Coregonus sp. 'balchen' is the source of this 5052-nucleotide messenger RNA. NCBI's taxonomy places the organism in Eukaryota, Metazoa, Chordata, Actinopteri, Salmoniformes, Salmonidae. The record is from the annotation of a GenBank genome assembly.
AUGCCAUCUAAGGGACAGGAGUCGGCAGAAUCCUUCUACACCUAUGAUUUCUGUGACCUAACCCAUCCCAUUGAGGUUCUAGAAGCCCUCAGAGAAUACUACACAGAAGGCCUGUUCACUGACAUAGCUCUGCAGUGCGCUACAGGGCAGGCCUUCCACUGCCAUAAAGUGGCUCUAUGCUCCCGGAGCUCCUACUUCAGAGCCAUGUUCACAGCAGAUAUGAGAGAGAGGUCCCACAGUGUCAUCAGACUACCUGGGGUAGAUGUGGAGGUGCUGACGUCUUUGGUGGAUUACAUUUACACCUCCAAGGUAGGCUACACCUCUGAGUCCAUACAUGUUUUUUUAUGAGUGACUAUGUGUCCGUUAUAUGAAUGUAAUAGCCUAAUAUUAUACUUGAAUCGUCUAUGAUUGCUUAUGGUGUGUCGAAACUCAUUGAGUUAUCUUCAAUGUUGUUUUUACUUUGUAGCAUGUUUUGUCAAAUGUUUUAAUAUUGAGAUGUUCACAUUUCACCUUUUACUGCAGUGGGCUAAAUCAGGGUCACAGAGGGAUUCUUGGUAGUCUUAAACAAAUCUACUUUGAAACAAAAGUAUACACCUCACACACAUGGUUAUGGGCUUAAAAGAAAGAAGACACUUGUACCAUGUCAGAUAUAGAGUUGAAAUGUAUUCCAUUUUGAGUUUGCAUCCCAAUAUUACACUUUAUAUACACCACAGAAUACUGAAAUAUAACAAAACUGUUUGACAUAGAAACACCAGAUUUUUGUCUGUUCUUUUUUAGAUAAUUUUUAUUAAUUAUGAAAUAAUUAAAAAUAUUUAUAACAUACAACCCAUGAGGCCAAAGAGGGCGCUGUUGGUCAUUGACUGCAGGAAAGCGCUACAUAAUACCCUACAUGACCAAAAGUAUGUGGACACCUGCUCGUUGAACAGCUCAUUCCAAAAUCAUGGGCAUUAAUAUGGAGUUGGUCCCCCCUUUGCUGCUAUAACAGCCUCCACUCUUCUGGGAAGGCUUUCCACUAGAUGUUGGAACAUUGCUGCGGGGACUUGCUUCCAUUCUGCCACAAGAUAAUUAGUGAGGUCGGGCACUGAUGUUGGGCGAUUAGGCCUGGCUCGCAGUAGGCAUUCCAAUUCAUCCCAAAGGUGUUCAAUGGGGUUGAGGUCAGGGCUCUGUGCAGGCCAGUCAAGUUUUUCCACACCGAUCUCGACAAACCAUUUCUGUAUGGACCUUGCUUUGAGCACGGGGGCAUUGUCAUGCUGAAACAGGAAAGGACCUUCCCCAAACUGUUGCCACAAAGUUGGAAGCACAGAAUCAUCUAGAAUGUUAUUGUAUGCUGUAGCGUUAAGAUUUCCCUUCACUGGAACUAAUGGGCCUAGCCCAAAUCAUGAAAAACAGCCCCAGACCAUGAUUCCUGCUCUACUAAACUUUACAGUUGGCACUGUGCAUUGGAGCAGGUAGCGUUCUCUUGGCAUCCGCCAAACUCAGAUUCGUCCAUUGGACUGCCAGAUGGUGAAGCGUGAUUCAUCACUCCAGAGAACGCGUUUCCAUUGCUCCAGAGUCCAAUGGCGGCGAGCUUUACACCACUCCAGCCGACACUUGCGCAUUGGUGGUCUUAGGCUUGUGUGCGGCUGCUCGGCCAUGGAAACCCAUUUCAUGAAGCUCCUGAUGAAUAGUUCUUGUGCUGAAGUUGCUUCCAGAGGCAAUUUGGAACACGGUAGUGAGUGUUGCAACCGAGGACAGACAAUUUUUAUGAGCUACGCGCUUCAACACUCGCCGGUCCCAUUCUGUGAGCUUGUGUGGCCUACCACUUCACGGCUGAGCCGUUGUUGCUCCUAGACGUUUCCACUUCACAAUAACAGCACUUACUGUUGACCAGGGCAACUCUAGCAGGGCAGAAAUUUGACAAACUGCCUGUUUGGAAAGGUGGCUUCCUAUGACGGUGCCACAUUGAAAGUUACUGAGCUCUUCAGUAAGGCCAUUCUACUGCCAAUGUUUGUCUAUGGAGAUUGCAUGGAUGUGUGCUCAAUUUUGUACACUUGUCAGCAACGGCUGUGGCUGAAAUACCCGAAUCCACUAAUUUCAUACUUUUGUAUAUAUAGUGUAUGUUAUUUCCUGCGUCCCAAAUGGCACCCUAUUCCCAUACAGUGCAAUAUGGGCCCUAUGGGCACUGGUCAAAAGUAGUGCACAAUAGGGUGCUAUUUGGGACGCAACUCUAAACUCUCCCCCUCCCAGGUCUCCAUUACCCAGUGGAAUGUGGAGUCUCUGCUGGAGGCUGCAGACUUGCUGCAGUUCGGAGCCGUGAAAACGGCCUGUGAGAACUUCCUGGUUCGUCUCCUCGACGUCGACAACUGUCUGGGCAUGCUCAGUUUCGCCCAGCUCCAUGUGUGUCUGUCCCUGGAGAAGGAGGCACGCAGGGUGCUGCUCUGCCGCUUCCAGGAGGUAGAGGUUCAGGUUUAGGUUUUGACUUCUUCCUACAUCCUGGUACAUAUUCAGAAACACAUCAAAUAUGAUGCCAUUUAAUAUAUAAAAAAAACUCAGCAGAUAGGCAUUCCACUAAAUCAAUAGAUAGGUGUAUUAAAUGUCUUUAGUGAUUUGGUCGUUUUCGUAGGUGGUGAGAGAGGAGGAGUUCCAGGAGAUGGGGGUGGAGAAGGUGAAGAGCCUCCUGCAGGAGGAGAACCUGGCCGGGGUGUUGAAAGAGGAGGUGCUGGUGGAGGGGGUGGUGAGGUGGCUGGCCCACGAUACUCUUGCCCGCACGGGACACUUCCAGGAGCUUCUUCACGCCGUCCACUUACACCUGAAUGAAGAGUACCUCAGGACUGCCUUGGAGCUUCAUAAAGAGUGUCUGGAGAUGAACACUGAAGACAUCCACUCUCUAUUUGUUCAAGCUCUGAAGCCUGCUUUUAAUAUGAAUAAAAGCCCUUCGGGACACUGCAGAAGGAGCAGGAGACUGACCUCCAGGAUGUUUGUGAUAGGAGGGUACUACUGGCACCCUCUGUCUGAGGUCCAGACCUGGGACCCGGUCACGGACCAGUGGCAGCAGGGGGAGGAUAUGCCAGACCACACCAGGGAGAGCUAUGGAGUCACCCUCCUGGGCUCAAACAUCUACAUUAGCGGCGGCUACAGGACAGACACUACAGAGGCUCUGGAUACAGUGUGGGUUUACAGCAGUGAUAGUGAUACGUGGACACAGGGACAGCCCAUGCUGGCAUCGAGGUACUACCACUGUUCUGUGGCUCUGCAUGGGUGUGUCUACGUCAUGGGUGGGUACAGAGGAGGGGCGCCCAUGGGGGAAACGGAAUUCUAUGACCCCCUGAAAAGGAAGUGGAUUCCCGUAGCUAAUAUGGUACAAGGUAGGUUGGCCUGUGAAGGUUUGGAAUAUGACACAGUUGCGUAACUUGACCAGUUGAUCCUUUGUUGUUAGUUUUGUCAUACAGUAAAUGUUUUUGUUUACUGCUGGAGUUUCAUGGUAGUUUUAAUGUUGGAAGCCUUUUAGUGACAAUUAUUUCUUCCUUCCAUCCUCCCUUCCUCCUUCCUUCCCUCCUUCCUUCCCUCCUUCCUUCCUUCCCUUGUCACAGGUGUGGGGAACGCUACGGCCUGUGUUCUGAGAGACACCGUAUAUGUGGCCGGUGGUCACUAUGGUUACAAAGGAAGCUGCACCUAUGAUAAGAUUCAGACCUACAGGGCAGACGUCAAUGAAUGGAGUAUAGCAACGACCUGUCCUCAUCCAGGUAGUACAACACAACUCUGUUAUAUCAGCCCUGGCUAUAUAGAGGUACAGAGACACAACUCUGUUAUAUCAGCCCUGGCUAUAUAGAGGUACAGAGACACAACUCUGUUAUAUCAGCCCUGGCUAUAUAGAGGUACAGAGACACAACUCUGUUAUAUCAGCCCUGGCUAUAUAGAGGUACAGAGACACAACUCUGUUAUAUCAGCCCUGGCUAUAUAGAGGUACAGAGACACAACUCUGUUAUAUCAGCCCUGGCCAUAUAGAGGUACAGAGACACAACUCUGUUAUAUCAGCCCUGGCUAUAUAGAGCUAUAGAGACACAACUCUGUUAUAUCAGCCCUGGCCAUAUAGAGGUACAGAGACACAACUCUGUUAUAUCAGCCCUGGCUAUAUAGAGGUACAGAGACACAACUCUGUUAUAUCAGCCCUGGCCAUAUAGAGGUACAGAGACACAACUCUGUUAUAUCAGCCCUGGCUAUAUAGAGGUACAGAGACACAACUCUGUUAUAUCAGCCCUGGCUAUAUAGAGGUACAGAGACACAACUCUGUUAUAUCAGCCCUGGCUAUAUAGAGCUAUAGAGACACAACUCUGUUAUAUCAGCCCUGGCUAUAUAGAGGUACAUAGAGAAAAUGGGACAGUGCAUUAAAAGCCAGAGGUUCUGGGGCAGCUCACCCACAUGAGGAACUCUGAUAAUAACUCACUUACCCCAGGCUUGAAGGGAUUAUGAAAAACAAUUAGGUAUGUUGUAGCGCAGCAUUCAGACUUUACAAAAAUGUGAAUGCAGAGAUGUCUACUCUCUUGAAGCAAAAAGUGAAAUCAUAGGAUGCACACACCUUAUAAAGUGAUGCACAUAAGUAGUUGUCGUCCUUCCUGUAUUUGAGCAAAGAUCAUUUAUGUGACCUCUGUACAUCAGUACUAAAUCCAUGAGUGAAUCUGUCUUCGCCAUCCCUUCUAUAGAGUACGGCCUGUGCCUGGUGUCAAUGCACCACAAGCUGUACCUGGUGGGGGGUCAGACCACCAUCACAGACUGUUACGAACCGGACAGAGAUAAGUGGAGCCAGCUGGCCAGGACCAAGGAGAGGAGGAUGGAGUGUGGCGCCGUGGCCAUGAACGGGUCCCUGUACGUCACCGGAGGCUACUCCUACUCCAAGGGCACCUACCUGCAGAGCGUGGAGAGGUACGACCCCAAACAGGACACCUGGGAGAUCGUGGGGAAUUUACCUGGAGCGGCGCGGUCACAUGGAUGUGUGUGUGUUUAUGGUGUUUAGAGGCAGAGUCUGGCGUCAGUUUCAGGCUGUCUUUAUUGCUGUUGUGCUGCACUGCACAUCUC